Messenger RNA from Fusarium graminearum PH-1, 2508 nucleotides. RefSeq lists its product as uncharacterized. Gene Ontology annotation, biological process: fungal-type cell wall biogenesis; transmembrane transport. The record is from RefSeq and is a predicted model, not a curated record. NCBI's taxonomy places the organism in Eukaryota, Fungi, Ascomycota, Sordariomycetes, Hypocreales, Nectriaceae. Bases 1 to 2508 code for a protein of 835 amino acids. The transcript is spliced from 2 exons.
AUGAUGCAUCUCUCUAUUGAGGUUUAUGGGGAGGAGCGUUUCAACAAAACAUACGAUCCAUGCGCGGAAAACGUCACAAGUCUUUGCCCACUCGAGGCCGGAAAGCCUAUUGAAGCAUACAUUACUACUUCGAUUUCAGCUGGUGACAUUGCUGGCAUUCCCUCAAUCGCACUGAAUAUUCCUGAUCUCGAAGGUUUCUCUCGUCUACGGAUCUUUGCCAACUCAACACAAACCGAAGUCGGGUGCCUCCAGGCGACCAUGAGUAACGGCAGGACCUUUUCACAGCCACAAAUUGUUGGAACGAUUCUCGGAGUUUUCACCGUAUUUGCAGUUCUAGCCUCAUUUGCAACUGCUAUCUAUGGAGUACAAAUUCCGCAUAUGAGAAUGCACUAUGCCCACUCGUUUUCGAUCUUGAUCAUUUUCGAGACCUUCCAGUCCAUCUUUUUCACAGGGGCGCUGUCUGUCAACUGGCCCGCUUUGCUCCCUGCUUGGUGGAGUAACUUUGCUUGGACUGCUGGCAUGUUUGCGAGCAACAACAUGAUCGAGGCUAUCAGUCCCUUUGCUGGUGUCACAGGCAAUGCAAGCCAGGUUGGUUCCGCAGGAUCGGUCCCUAUCAACAACGGAGGUGGACUGGCGCAACAGAUUUUCGGCAGAAGUCUCAAGAGUAGGGCAGCUGUUCAGCAAGACGGUAUCCUCCAGGCUCUUGCCCGCCGAAACGACUUCAACUCAAGCAAUCCAUAUGACUACAGUUGGGCUGGAGGACCCCGAAAUCCGGGAAUGCCACUGCCAGGUGACUACUCUGGCUUUCCGGGAGUGUUAUCCGUACUCGGCAUCCCUCGCAACGACGCAUUCAUUAUCGGCCUUAUUUGGUUUCUCGUCGCCUUGGCAGCUGUUGUUCUGUUUCUAGCGUUUUCCAAGCUCACAUUGGAAGUAUGUGCCAAGUGCAAACUGACAAAAUCGGAUGGCUUCGAUUACUUCCGCUCCCACUGGCUUGGAUAUAUGGUCGCUGGCUUGCUCCGAACACUCUUCAUUGCGUUUUUCGUCAUGACAACUCUCGCAAUGUUCCAAUUCUCGAUCAAAGCACCAUCAGGGCCGACUGCAAUCGCCGCCAUCAUCUUUAUCAUGUUCAUGGGAUUUGCCGGACUUACAGCCUAUGCUUGUUCCGCAAGAUUGCGUGAAGGCAAAUAUGAGGUGGUGUCUGACACUCUUCGCUUCGAGCAAGGCAAGAUCUUGAAGAAGGUCCCAUUUGUUGCGACAACCCUCGAAAGUUCGAUUGGCGAGGAAGAACAAGCACACAAGCCACGUCUGUUUGCCAGUUUUCCCAUCCGAAGAAUCAGGUUUGUUGACAAAGACCCCGAAAGACCCAAAGUUCACCAAGAUGAACCAUACAUCAAACGCUUCGGGUGGCUCUCGGCUCGGUACCGAACCGCUCGCUGGUGGUUUUUCACAGUGUACCUGGCGUAUCAGUUUGUGCGCGCAUGUUUUAUUGGCGGUGGUCGUGCAAGCCCUCUGGCCCAAGUCUACGGUCUCUUCAUAUUUGAGAUCAUUGCCCUGACCAUUAUCAUCAAACUUAAACCCUUUGAAGGGUCCCGUAACACAACGGCGGCUAUCUGGCUACUGUCGAUCUCCAAGAUCGUUACCACUGGCCUUUCCAUCGCGUUCUUGAGAACUUUGGACCUGAGCCGCGUUGCAGCUACAGCUAUUGGCAUGAUCAUCCUGGUGGUCCAGUGCUUCCUUGCUGCGGCUAUCUUGGUUCUCAUAGUGCUUGGCAUGAUGUCUACAUGGAUGUCCUUAUCUCGCAACCGUGAGGAGUUCCCCGAGAAGAUCGACGAUAUUCGCGUCCGAUAUUUCGAGCACAUGGAAGAUAGAGCAGGCACCUCCAAGCCCAAGGAAGAUGAAGUGGAUGAACUUGCAGAGCUGUCCCAGUCCAUCUUCAGCGUGAGCAAUGUGCGGCGUAACACUCAACACAAUGCUCUCCCAACAGUGCAAAGCACAAGAUCACAAGUUCCGUCUCAUCCGGCACACCCACUCAACAGACCGCGCCGAGCAAACAGUGCUGGUUCUCGUCACUCGGUCAAUAGUCUACCUCGGAGUGGGCGCACUCACCGUGCUUCAUGGAGUGCAAAGGACUUUGCAGAGUGGGAUGCUGAUAUGAAUAGAGGCGACACCUCCCGAAUCAGCCGCAUGCGAAGCAGUUCCAUGCGCAUGCAAGCAUCAAAGUACUCUGUGAGUCGGCCACCAAUGACACCGACUCGAGAAUCUGCAGAGUUCCCUCGCAUGAGUGUGAGCACUGUAGACAAAGAUGUGAUUGUCCAAGACAAAAUCGAGGAGAAUGUAACCACUCCAAAGAGAAGGAAGAGAACCGUAAGCUGGGCAGACCAAAGCUCUAUAUGCGAAGAGCCCUCCGAAGAGCCCCCCAAAAACGAGGCGAAGAACGACAAGCCCUUGGAAAAGAUUGACUCGACAGGUGGUCGAGAUGAAGCGAGCACACCAAAACCCGAACAAUAA